GAAAUCGUCAGGGAACAAAUCUUGGGUGAUCCGCCGAAUAAAUUCACAUCGUCACAAGUUGUUGGCAUCAUAAGCCCACUAAGCGUAAGCGAGAAGUAGACCACUUUGAUAGGAAAAAAUGAGCGGCAAUAAGAUCUUGGUUACGGGCGGCGCUGGCUUCAUAGGCGGCCACCUUACAGAGGCGCUCAUCAAGCGAGGUGACAAGGUCGUUGGGCUGGACAACGUCUGCGACUACUACAAUUAAGGGUGGACUGAUGCUACAAAUUAGAAUUUUAUCACGUUAGGAUAUAUAAAGCCUACUACUACAAUUAAAGCACAUGCCGAAAAAUAACCGGUUAGUUUUCCCUCAUAUUCAUCCUAGUUUAGUCACUCUAAUCAAUAUGUAAAAGCUUUUUUUCCUCCUAUUUGGUCAUUUUUGGUUUUUUCUAGUUAGAGAGGGUGUACCACUACAAUCAAGGUGGGUGGACUCGUCGUUGAGUAUCUCCCGAUGCUGGAUUCACAUUCCCAAGCAUUGCUCACCAAGCGUGAUGUCAACAUACAUAAGAGUAUAAUUAAAUCACGAUUUUGCUCUUUAUUGUGUACUCGAUUCUCAGUUCCUGCACGUAGAAGUAGGUACUAUCCUCGAGCAAUCUUAAUGCAACGACCCAUUCUAAGAACGUGUCGCUUUCAAGAGGGAGACAUUGAAGAUUUUAGAGACCUACAAUGAGGGGAAGGAUGCCGCUGAUAAACCUUUCACCUUUUACGAGAUUAGUUUUAAUGAUGCAGAGGCGGUCGACAAGUUGUUCGCAGCGGAAGGGCCCUUUUCUUGUGUCGUGCAUUUGGGAGCACAAGCGGGCGUCAGGUAUUAGAUUAGCAUUUAUAUUAUGAAGGAGCGCCCUACUUCAACUAUUCUUACUUAUUGCGUAGCUCCUUAGGUCACCGUUUUUCUUUUUCAAAUAUAUGCAGUUCAUGCAGUACAGCUAGCGACUUUACUAAGAAUUGCUGUAUCGAGGAACCUGGAGAAUGAAAACGCCACAGGUAUUCUGUGGAACAUCCGGCCGAAGUUGUGAGAAUCAAUGUAGAGGGGCAACAGGUGAUACUAGAUGCAGUGAAGAAGUUUAAGGUGCCAUACGCAGUGUGCGCCAGUAGUUCUUCCGUAUAUUUAUGGACGAAGGUGUUUCUUACAUCAUUAACGAGUCCAACGUUUCUUUCAUGUCUUGAUGAAGUACUUCUAGAGUGAACAAAAUGAUGGUAGUCAUUGGACCGCUUCAGGGACUGUUUCAUCUCGAUAGUGAUUGAGGAUAGUCACAUGACAGUCUUGGAUGAAAGAAACACCACAAAAAUUUAUCUCCUUUCAUAGUGAGGCGCGAGUUCCGUAGCUCCCUUCUCGGAGGAUCAAAAGUGCGACCUCCCAGUGAGUCCCUAUGCCGCAACCAAGCGAAGCUGUGAGUUACUGGCACACGCCUUCUGCCACCUUACAGGGAUUCCCGUCACAAUGCUGCGCUUUUUCACCGUCUAUGGCCCACGAGGCCGCCCAGACAUGGCGGCCUUCAAGUUCAUCGACAAGAUAGGAAAAGUACAACUUCUCAACAUAGUUGUAGUGCUCAUGUCAUCCAUUUUUUUGAGAAGAUCAAUAAGCAAGUCUAGUUGGUGUCGGUCAUUCCGUCGUUCGAUCUCGUCCAUCGAUGAUGCUAGUAAGAAAACGGUCGUAGGCUAUUCUCCUCGACGUCGUAUGUUUCUUUUCCAACUAUCGGCGUCAUCAGGUGCAUGAAAAAAUCUUCGUUGCACUUCUAUAUAAUGAUUGUUUCCAUGUUGUCCAUGAUCUCAUAGGGCCAACCAAUCGAUAAGUACGGGGACGGCAGUGCGAUCCGCGAGUUCACUUAUGUGGAUGACAUUGUGAACGGAGUGGUUCUCGCAAUAGAUAAAGUGCCUACGGCAAACAAGGGCUAUCGGCUGAUGAACCUCGGUGGAGGCACCACGCAUACACUCAACGAGUUUAUUGCGACCAUCGAGAAGCACGUCGGCAAAGAGGCCAUCAUCAAUCAAAUGCCGGAUCAGCCUGGGGAUGUGCCUAUUACUAGUGCGUGUCAAAAACAUGCAUUUGCGGAAGUGGGGUUCAAACCGGAUAUAUCUCUCGAUGAGGGGAUUCGACGCACAGUAGCGUGGUACAAGGACUGCCCAUAUGUUUGACCUGAAAAGCAUACCCUUGCUCCUACUUGAGCCUCAUGACCAUCCCACAAGAUGAUUUCUCUCGGACAAUAAUUUUUUUAGAUUUCGUAACUAUUCUUGAAUAGUAUUUGUUCAAACAUGCACCUCAUCCUCACCCCAAACCCAAUAAGAACAGUGCAGGUUAGUGUUACUGGGUGUUAUUGGCUGCAAGGUCGGACGGAGAUGCUCUUGUUGACCUACAUCUACUUCAAGAACAAUAGGUUUAGUAGUUUCCGUUGAUUGUAUUUUACCGUGAACUUUAGCAUCGUCGAGAAUAAGCUUCUCAAGUGACGAGAGCUGGACUACAUAAGCCCUGGUAUAUCCAGAGUUGGCGCCGCAGAGCUACAUAGUCGACGCCAGGAGUACUACUACCUACUUCGAAGAAUCAUAUUUAAUACAGUAUACCGAAAUUUUGAUUUCUAAACUUUAUUUGCUUUUCAUCUAAAAUGUGUUGGCUAUGAGUAGUCUAUUUGGGAAGCAACUAUACUUAGUCUUCCUUGUCGGACAGCCAAGUCCCAUCGAAGAGGAAGCGUCAAGGCGACGAUGAGUUUCUUGUGAUGAUCAAGCUUCACGCUCAGUGCAGGUGGAUUCUCGAGUUAUGCUGUCAAAACAAGGCCGAAUCGAUUUCUGCAUCGAUGAUCUCCUGAGUUGGUGCUCUAGAUAACCAAGCGCAACAUCGGUGAAAUCUCAUGAUUCCUCGCGCGCACUUACAUCCGAGAGUAAAGAGCAGGAACCCAAUAUGAUAUUUCUUGAGUUGUUUCUUUUUGGCUUUUGAAGACAGACAUAAUACACAGGAUUAGGAAAAACAUUAGUACGUCCCUAAUUCACUUAUCAUCUCCGAAUAUAGACGAACCAA
Molecule: messenger RNA, 3043 nt
Organism: Amoebophrya sp. A25
Lineage: Eukaryota; Dinophyceae; Syndiniales; Amoebophryaceae
Source: the annotation of a GenBank genome assembly